GCUGCCUUUAGAUACAUUUUUGUCUCACUUUUCCUAUUCCUUCAAUUGGAAUGUGUCACAAUCUGCAUUUUCUUUGAGGAACUGCACAUGAGAACGGUGUAUUAGAUUUUUUAAUCCUUUCUGAAGAGAUUCACCUCUUUCCUGGGUUUGAACAUCGGCAUUUUUGCCUUUUCUGGUGCUGGGGGAGGUUGAUGGCGAGGUUCCAGUUGGACCGGGUCAAAGUGAGCUGGACAGCUAUUUUGACUGUGGCCCACUUCACAUACCUGCUGGUCGGGGCCACGAUCUUCCAGAUAAUGGAGCGAGAGGCUGAGAGCAACAACCGCAACCACUUCCAACUGGAGAAGCUGCAUUUCUUGGCUAAUUACACCUGCCUAGAUGGACCAGCCUUGGAGAAGUUUGUUCAGGUGAUUUUGGAUGCCUGGGAAAAGGGAGUGAACCCUUCAGGCAACUCAACAAACCCCAGUAACUGGGAUUUUAGUAGCUCCUUCUUUUUUGCAGGCACAGUAGUCACAACUAUAGGCUAUGGCAACCUCUCCCCUAGCACUGUGUCUGGUCAGGUGUUUUGCGUGUUUUACGCACUCUGUGGGAUCCCACUGAACCUAGCCUUCCUCAAACAGCUCGGGAAGUGUCUCAUCAUCCACCUGGGUCGACUCAAGAGGGGGAUGGUCUCAGUUGUUCCUCACAAGCAAACGGUUGAGGCUCUGGCAGUGAGUUUAUUCUUCGUCAGCGGCAGCCUGCUGUUCUUGGUCAUCCCUCCUCUGCUGUUCAGUUAUGUGGAAGGCUGGACGUUUGGCGAGGGCUUCUAUUUCGCCUUCAUUACACUCAGCACCAUUGGUUUUGGAGAUUAUGUGGUGGGGACUGACCCGGGCAAGGAGUACAUCUCUCUGUACCGGAGCCUUGCAGGCAUAUGGAUCAUUUUCGCCCUGGCUUGGCUCGCUCUUAUCCUCAACAUGGGAGCCAGAAUAAUGGAGACUGUGGUUGUGCUUACUCACCCAGGCUUUAAGAAACAGGAAGAGGAAGAGGACGUGUCACCCAGUAAACUGGAGGACACAUCAAAGAUCUGACAGUGGACUGUAGAUGGGACAAUCUACAUGUAAUAUUUACUAGGUAGAAGAUAUUUUGUGUGAUUGUUGCUCUGUACAUAUUAUGAUUCGCAGUACAACAAGAAAACAGAUGUAGCAUCAUUUUAUUUAAUAGCAAAACAUUUUUUGGUAUAUUUGCCAGUUUUUUUUUCCUUCUUUCGAUGCUUUAAAUGCUUUAAAUUUAUCUUUCGCUUGUCAAGAAUUGUUUUAAUUUAUUACACAGGCUAGAAAAACAUUACAGAUUUUUAUUUGACAACUCUACCUCAGUGAAGCCGAAGGGUCAGUUCAGAGGAUCAGGGCCUGGACUUGUUGAAAUUAUAAGAAUUAUCUAUAGCAGUGGUUCCCAACCUGUGUGCUGUUUAAGAACUACUUUCAGUGUUUUCUUCUUCUUGUAUUUAAUGCCUAUCACAGUGACAAGUCAGUGAUGGGAAUUUUUUACAUCGUCACCAGCCGGACCACAUUGUAUACUUGUAUUGUAAUGGGGUC
Messenger RNA from Seriola aureovittata, 1568 nucleotides. RefSeq names its product potassium channel subfamily K member 16-like. The coding region runs from base 192 to 1064 and encodes 290 amino acids. The transcript is spliced from 5 exons. Gene Ontology annotation, biological process: potassium ion transmembrane transport; stabilization of membrane potential. The record is from RefSeq and is a predicted model, not a curated record. Gene Ontology annotation, cellular component: membrane. Gene Ontology annotation, molecular function: potassium ion leak channel activity. Lineage: Eukaryota; Metazoa; Chordata; Actinopteri; Carangiformes; Carangidae.